AUGUUUCGAGAUAUCUUGGUGUCGUCCAUCAUUUUUCUGGCCCUUUGCCCUUUGGUGCUGCUCUCCGGCAUUUCUGAAUUCAUAUGUCCAACUUUCAGCAUCCACCACCUAAUUAUUUAUAGGCAACCAGGGCAUACGGAUCGUGAAAAUUUGGACUUCGACCCGAUCUUGAUCCGCAUGUGUUUCGAAGAGGAGGAUUCGGAGGAGGGACUUGACCACGAGAAAACGACAAUGCCACCGACGUUUGUCCAAGCUCCGUGCCAGGCUCCAAAGGCCGUAGGCCACAUGUGGUGCCAGUAG
This is a messenger RNA of Durusdinium trenchii, 300 nucleotides long. The record is from the annotation of a GenBank genome assembly. Lineage: Eukaryota; Dinophyceae; Suessiales; Symbiodiniaceae.